GCGUGAAGUAAGUUCCACUUCCCAGCUCCUCCAGGCUGAGAGGCAACUCCCGAAAUAGCGCUGCUUGCUGGGAAGGCUGCAUGCAGGGGGGAAAAAAUGGCUGAAUUGGUCUCACCGAUUACUCGACAGGUUUCUACGGAAAAGUGGAAAGCUGGAACACCAACUGUCGAUAUCAACCUUAAAGAUGUCGAGGACUGUUUGAUUUACGACCGCCGUGGAGUCUCUUUCCCUUUCAAGAGUUUAUAUCAAGACAGCAAAUCAGUCAUCAUUUUCGUCCGGAAUUUCUUGUGCUACAGCUGCAAGGAGUAUGUUGAUGAUUUAAGCAAAGUGCCAAGAAAAGCGCUGGAGGAGGCUGGAAUAAGACUGGUUGUUAUAGGUCAGUCUACUCAUCAGCAUAUAGAGCCUUUCUGCUUGCUGACGGGCUAUUCUCAUGAAAUAUAUGUGGAUCCAAAAAGAUCAAUUUACCUAAAGCUUGGGAUGAAAAGAGAGGAGACAUUCACAGACUCUGCGCUGCCCAGUCCUCAUGUGAAGUCUGGUUUAUUUAUGGGCCAAAUAAAGAGCAUAUGGAGGGCUAUGACCAGCCCUGCAUUUGAUUUUCAAGGUGAUUUGCAUCAGCAAGGUGGAGCCAUCAUUGCAGGACCAGGCUCUCAAGUUCAUUUUUGUCAUUUCGAUAUGAACCGACUGGAUCACAUGCCCAUCACCUGGCUCCUCCAACUAGCUGGAGUUCAACAGAGCCUGGACUUCAGUCCUAAACCAAAAAUUAUCCAUGUGUAGCAUUAAGUAAUUUAGGAUUAGUCAUUCCCUUUAAGCUGAUGGAAGUCAGUUGCAAACUUCUUUUAUUCCUGUUUAUGAUGUAAAUUUAGGCUCCUGUGUUUUUUUUUUUUUUUUUUUUUAUUUAAAACCUUUGAACCAGUGUUACUUUCCUGUCUGUCAAGGGUCAGUGGUUAAUAUUGUAAUCUAGUGUCACUCAUCAGGAUAUAGAUACAAACUACAGUAGAAGUGGCAUGUUUUCUUUACUUAAAUUGGGAAAGUUCGCAGAACUAUGGGAAUGAGUUCAAUGUUCAAAUUUUAAAACUGCAUGUUUAAAAUGUGAAAAGACAUUUUUCAAGCAAAUGAAAUGAUACAGCUGGGUUCUGUAGUGCAUGUGACUACAGAACCCAGCUGUAGUCACAUGCUGGGUUCUGUAGUCACAUGCAGAACCCAGCAUCAGAGUAAAAGAAAAUAGAUUAAAUGGUGCUACAUAAUAUUGCAGCAGCACAAAUUCCAGGAAAUUUCUGAUAAAGUAUGAUUAGAGCACAAAUAACUCCAUGCAAAUAGAGUAGGGAUAUCCAAUAGGAUCCUAUAAAAGUGAGCAGCAACACUUUUUAUAGAACCCUACAACCCUACAACCCUGGCUUGUAUUUGUGAGUACAGAUGCAAGCCACACUUUUCAGAUUAUUAUUUUCAAAAAUAUUUAAACAAUCUUCCUUCUGUUUAACAAAUAACCACCACUUAGUUGAUCCGUCAUACAGAAUCCCAAUUAGAUGCUCUUCAUGAAAGUUUGUUUUCAUAAUGUGAGAAGGUUUUUGCUAAAACUAUUGAUGGCUUUCAACAUGUGUCAACAUGUGUGAGAACUACUUGAAAGAGUUUCUUGAGCUGAGUUAGUUUUUCAUGUUGGCUUUGUUUAUUUUCUAUGAUUCCAUUCAGAAUCAAUCUGUUUCUGUGUACAGCAUAGUGCAAUUUUACAACUGUACUUUGAGUAAAAUGACUGUUGCACUGACGUUUGUAUUCAUCUUUUAAGUUUUUUAAUCAUAUUUUCAAAUAAAAUGCUAUCUCCCAGCUUCA
Molecule: messenger RNA, 1824 nt
Organism: Poecilia latipinna (sailfin molly)
Lineage: Eukaryota; Metazoa; Chordata; Actinopteri; Cyprinodontiformes; Poeciliidae
Gene: prxl2c
Product: peroxiredoxin like 2C
Exons: 6
Coding region: 97-774 (225 amino acids)
Source: RefSeq, a predicted model, not a curated record